AUUCUCUUACCGCGGGAAAUCAGAAUGUCGAAUAGAGGAGCGAAAAUUGGAGGCAAACAGUAAUAUGACGGUAUCGUAGUUGAUGACCAGUGUACACGGUGACAAUUCUUUACAGUCAUCAUGGGGAUUCAAGGUCUUCUACCAUUACUGAAAAAAAUUCAUUCUCCUGUCAACGUAUCAAAGUUUGAAGGUUGUACAGUAGCUAUAGAUGCCUACUGUUGGCUGCACAAGGGAGCCUUUGCUUGUGCUGACAAACUAGCUCUAGGAGAGAAAACAGAUGUUUAUGUUUACUACUGCAUGAAGUACCUGGAAUAUAUGCUGAAGAAAAAUGUCAAACCUAUUAUGGUGUUUGAUGGAUGCCGCUUGCCUUCAAAAAAGGAUGUUGAAAAAUCACGCAGAGAGAAGCGUGAGAUAUACAGAAAGAAAGCUGCCCAGAUGUUGAGGGAGGGAAAGCGUGCGGAGGCACGAGAAUGUCUACAGCGCUGUAUUGAUAUCAGUCCGGAGAUGGCCCUGGAGCUGAUGAAAACGUGUCGUGCUCGAGGGAUUGACUGUAUUGUGGCUCCAUAUGAAGCCGAUGCCCAGCUGGCCUUCCUGUGUAAACAAGGCAUUGCUCAAGCCAUUAUCACCGAGGACUCUGAUCUACUACUUUUUGGCUCUCAACGGGUCAUAUUUAAGAUGGACCACUUUGGAAAUGGAGUACUAAUUGAGAGUGAGCGUUUAAAUGAAGUGUUAGGGAUUUCUGAAGGUUACUACACUUUUGACAAGUUCCGUUACAUGUGUAUCAUGUCGGGAUGUGAUUACCUGCCUUCUCUGCCGGGGAUCGGACUGGGCAAGGCUAGCAAGGUGUUUAAGCUGGCUAGACAGACAGAUUUAAAGGUGCUACUAAAGAAGUUCCCGUCUACCUACCUGAAGAUGUCAAUGAGUGUUCCCCAGGAGUACAUUGAUAACUUCAUCAAGGCUGACAACACAUUCCUGUACCAGCUGGUGUUUAACCCCCUCACAAGGAAACUGGGGCCCCUCAAUCCAUACCCACCCGAAAUCAACAGAGAAGAGCUUCACUAUGCAGGGCCUUACAUUCCUGCCGACAAAGCACUACAGAUUGCUCUGGGAAACAUCAACAUCUACACAAUGCAGAUGUUUGCCCACUUUGAUCCUGAUAAAUAUGUGCCACCAAAGGCUGCCAAGAAGACUUCAGGUUCCUUACAUCAACUUUCUAUAUGGAACAAGCUGUACAGAGUCCGACCCAAGUUUGUUGACAAAGAAACGGAGGAAGCUACACGUCCAAACUUACAGGGGAAAGAACAGAAUUGUGCUUCCAAACUUCAAAGGAAAAGUCCAAGGAAGAGACCAGUGGAGGAGAGUAAAGACACCAAUUCAGAUACAGAGCUGUCUGGGAUGUACCAAUCAACAUCACCUUUAAAGGAAGAAUCGGCCAACAGGUGUCAACCAGAAGAUAUGUCGGUCCUGUCACCCCGACGGAAACGAGCGAGACUGCACCUUGCCAGCAGUUUCCCUGAGGAGUCUGAGGAAUCAGACCCUGGCAUGGAGGCAGAGGAUACAUCAACUCCACAGAAGGGGUCGUCUGAGGACAGGGUAAAUUUCAUGGCUUCUCUGAAGGAAGCUGUCACUGUUGUGUCCGUUAAUACCCUAACGUCACCUGACAAUGCCUCGCCCAAGGACAAGGAAAACUGUCUACAGUCACCCAAGAGGAACAAGUUUGCUGUCUUGACGGGGAAGCGGCCACGAUUUGACAUCAAUGCCAAAAAGGAAUUGAAAAGCAGAUAUUUCUCGUCAUCUUCUGACAAGGACACCACAAAACCAUGUACACCAUCAAGUGAAGAAGGCAGUGUCCAAGUUAACCAACAGCAGAAUUGCAAGAUCAAACAAAAUUCCCCUGUCACUAAAACCCAAUUAAUGUCCCCUGAAUCCAAAGUCAAACUUCAGUCACCUGUUAAAAAGACUAAGGUCGGCUUACAAGACAAAGUGAAGGCUUCGCCAGGAUCAGCAUUCUCGUGGUCAAAGUUCAAAUUCACUAAACAAGCUGAAAAACAAUCACCUAAAGUAAAUUCCCAGUUCAAACAGAUUGUGUGUAAUAAACCUGGAACAAAGAACUUUAUACAAAAAUCGCUUUCAAGCUCGGAGUUGCUCUUGUCCAGUGGUGAUGAUGUAAUCAUCAAAGAUGUGUCCGCUAGUCAACCCAAAACUAGUUGCCAUGGUAAUAGUUCUCAGGAUUCCCAGGGUGUUGCAGCAUGUGACCACGAUCUACAUAGUACCUGUAACAGUGUAUGUGGUAGUAUAGACUCUUUCUGUUUGGUAGACAGCCAGUCGUCACAGGAUACAAAACCAUCUCUUCCUUCCCUUACCUCUACCUACAGCGACACUAAAGACAGCCAGUCGUCACAGGAUACAAAACAAUCUCUUCCUUCCCUUACCUCCACUCAUAGUGACAAUACAGAGGAGGAAAGUCAAAUUUCCACAACCUCUGUCUCAUCUCCUGCAUUACUGAGGCGCUCAUUAGGUGGUGUGACGAAAUCAGCAUGUAGGGUGUCUGGAUUGUCCAGAGGACAGAAAACAAAGACGAAUGCCUCCAAGUCUAAGGCCCCAGAUAUGAAACAGAGAAGCAUCAAAGACCUUUUUUCCAAGUUCAGCCAUAACAGGUCGGUAACACAGUUGAGCCACUCCGAAAAAAUUGUCAUCAAGGAAGAAGACGAGCAAGCAAUGACGCCAUCCUCCGACAACAAAGUGUUAUCUACCAUGGGAGGGGUACAGAGAAAGCUCCUAACCUGAUCUUGGUGACCAAUACUUAGCUCAAGGUUCUGUCUUGGUAAUUAAAGAAGAUACUUUUUGCAUUGAUAACAAGGUUCUGCAUACGGUCUUACAGGUUCAGAGUGAAACUUUUAAUCUGUAGACAACAAGGUUCCAUCUACGAUCCGACAGGUUCAGAGUGAAACUUAGAUCUGUUAAACUACUGUGAGUUGGGUUCAGAGUGAAACUUUUAAUCUGUUGAAAAAUAAUGGAGGAGUACCUGUAAGUCCCUCUCUUAAUAAUUAAAUACAGCUGAUAAUUUUAGCCUGCAGCAGGGUUCUUACUAUUUUGUUUUAAACAGAACUUGACAUAUUUUAGAGACCAACCUUUAUAAUUUUAGGCUUGAAUCAUUUUAUUGGUUUAGUAGUGCUGAAUCGAAUAUUUUACAUGCUUGAAGUUUUAUUGUAAUGAAUAAAUGAUUUAUACUUUA
Molecule: messenger RNA, 3235 nt
Organism: Pecten maximus
Lineage: Eukaryota; Metazoa; Mollusca; Bivalvia; Pectinida; Pectinidae
Product: exonuclease 1-like
Exons: 13
Coding region: 121-2787 (888 amino acids)
Biological process (GO): DNA recombination; mismatch repair
Cellular component (GO): nucleus
Molecular function (GO): DNA binding; 5'-3' DNA exonuclease activity; 5'-flap endonuclease activity
Source: RefSeq, a predicted model, not a curated record